AUGAUCGACGACGUGGCCGCGUCUUUGGCCUCGAUAACAACAACCACCCUUGUCGCUGCCAGCGGUCUCGGCUCAUAUUCUGGCAUGGCGCUCCCAACACCUUCAGGCUCACAUACACUGUACCAUCAUGGUUCAUCUUCUUCAGCCCCAGCGCAAGAUCCUAAUGGAGAUGAUGGGGGAGAAUGCAAGUUGCUCGGUCCGUUCUCUGUAUUCGUGCAGAUUGCCCUUGGUGGGCUCGCGCUCUUAUCACUCGUUUUCAAAAGGUGGAGAGAGCGGCCACAGCGCCCCGUGAAGGUGUGGGCUUUCGAUGUAUCGAAACAAGUUUUCGGAUCGAGCAUGCUCCACAUGCUAAAUUUGCUAUUGUCGAUGUUCUCGGCUGGCCAGCUGGAGAUUCGAAAUUCAUAUAAGCCGAACCCAUGCUCUUUCUAUCUACUCAACCUGGGAAUUGAUACCACUCUCGGAAUUCCUAUUCUGAUUCUUAUGCUUCGCGUGCUUAACUUCUUAGCUUCCUACACUAUUCUUGCAAACCCUCCUGAGUCGAUCGAGUCAGGAAACUAUGGACAUCCCCCACGUGCAACAUGGUGGCUCAAACAGGCCAUCAUCUACUUUAUGGGAUUGCUCGGCAUGAAGAUAUGCGUCUUCUUCUUGAUUCAACUAUUGCCUUUCAUCGUGAAGAUCGGCGACUGGGCUCUACAAUGGACAGAAGGAAACACCGCCGUCCAAAUCUUCUUUGUGAUGCUUCUCUUCCCAGUCAUCAUGAACGCUAUUCAGUACUAUAUCAUCGAUAUAUUCAUCAAGAAACCGGUCUCUCAAUACACCACAGAAGAUGCCAACGACGAUUCUGCCACAGAAGACGACGCCCAUCGCCGGGAGGCUCUCCUUGACGGCCUGGAUGCGUCUUAUUCAUCUGACUCAGAUGAUGAAACUCCCGGAAAACCUCAAAUCGCUCAUUCCCAUCCGAAAGCCGCAACUGCUCUCCGCGAAUCAGAACAGCUGCUUCCGGAGGAUCACUCUCCCGUUCCUCCAUAUGAACCUCCUAGCUCGAGUAGCAGCCAUGACGAGCCUGAUUCCAAGGCUCGUCCUUCUCGUUAA
Molecule: messenger RNA, 1092 nt
Organism: Penicillium salamii
Lineage: Eukaryota; Fungi; Ascomycota; Eurotiomycetes; Eurotiales; Aspergillaceae
Source: the annotation of a GenBank genome assembly